AUGUCGUCGCCAACGAGCUUGGCAAAGGCCGUGGCGAAGGCCAAAAAGGACGACACGUCCACUGGCGAUCCUGAGCAGUUGAUCCAAGCCUUUCGAAAGAUCGACUUGAGAGGCAGUGGUGAGAUCCGGCUGGAGGAACUGGCGUCAGUUGCCAAAGACUUGGGCAUCCGAUGCAGCAAGAACACCUUGAAAAAAGUCUUCCAUGCUGUGGACUCGGAUAGGCGAGGCAUGAUCAAUUUUGAUCAGUUCAAGACUGUGUACUCGAUGCUCAGUACGCAAGAGAAGGUCAAAGAGCUACUUCCGGAAGCCAGUGCUGUGUUCAUCGACUACAGGAACAGUGUGGAGCAGGACCCGUCCUUUGCAAAGCAUUUCCCCAUGCCGCAGAGUUACGCCGCUGUGUCGAAGUAUAGCAACCACUUCCAUGCCACCGUCGAAACACUUCGAUGGGUUGCGGACGGUCAGUUUCUCGCCGCCACUUCGGAAGGGAAGCUGCUUAUUUUCAACGCUGCGAACCACGCCGAUGAGCCCAUCAGACAAUGUAGCGUUGUCGGGACGCCUCUAUACUGUAUGGAUGCGUAUCCCGGUGGUGCCGGAAUCCUGGUAGGACUUGGUAGCAAGGCAGAGAAUUUAUACCUCUGGGACAUGGGCGAGGAGCAAGUCAAGCAGCCGUUUAUGCAGCAGGGUCCUAUUGCCGCUUGCUCUCUUGCGAACGAAAUUGCCUUGGCAGGAUCCGGUGAUGGUUCAAUAGGGAUGCACGAUCUAGAGACCGGGACUUGUAUCACUACUUGGCCGAUGCACGAAAGCCAUGUGACAUCCAUCAAGAUCGACCAUGACGGACGCAGGGUGUGCAGCACCUCACGAGAUGGGCGUGUUGUUGUCUUCGACCAUAACACAUCAAGCAUGGCAUCAUGUGUGAUGGCAGAAAUUCCCGAUGCAGCUGCUGGCUACGCCGUGUAUGAUGCAGUGUGGUGUGGCGACACCGAGCUGCUCACUGCGGGUGAUGACUUCUGCAUCAAGCGAUGGGACAUCCGGAGGCCAAAUGACCUUCCAAUGGCUAGAUACAUGGGUCACACUUCCUGUGUGAGGAGCCUUGCCGUGUCCCCGGAUCGGCAGCUCUUUGCUUCAGGCACUUCCGACAGCAGUGUUCGGCUGUGGGCACUUGACCCUUCGGGAGCAAGGGCAUUCUUGUCCGGCACCGAAGAUGGCAUCAGGAUUACUGAUCUUCUAACCGACCUGAAAGCACGACGAGACAUUGCCGUUGAGCUUGUACAUGCAGGUGAGGGAGAUCUCGAGGAAGUACGUGAACUGACACAGGAGAUCGAGCAUUUGGAAGCCAGUGUGGUCGGAAGCCAAGGCAGCGAUGAGGAGAUCAUCGAUGUUCAUGGAAACAUCCGCGCAGUCCUCGGCCUCCCUGGACACUCGUUGACUGUUGGCACACUGGCGUGGCAAACCGCAGGACCCGGGCAACAUCGCCUGAUAUCUGGUGCUCAAGAUGAGUUUGUUCAUCUGUUCGAAUUUUCAAAAAACAAUGUUGUGUCAGGCUUAGCAGACAUGACCCGUCAGUGUUCAGCACAUUGA
This is a messenger RNA of Symbiodinium necroappetens, 1578 nucleotides long. Lineage: Eukaryota; Dinophyceae; Suessiales; Symbiodiniaceae. The record is from the annotation of a GenBank genome assembly.